ACAUUCCGAUCUUAACCCAUAAGAAAAGCAAGGUAUCCAAAACAAAAAAUCUGAACACAUAAAUUGCAGAGGAAGAAACAAGAAAGAGCUAGUCGAAGCAGAAGAAGACAUGGCGUUGCAGUGGUUGAUACUCACAUACGUGGUCGCGGCUGAGGCUGCGGUGGCCAUUCUGCUAACGCUUCCGACACCCAAACUCCUCAGGAACCGUUUCGCUUCUCUCGUUUCCCUCAUUCUUCAACCGGCGCUUUUCAUCGUCCCCUUUGCGGGGUUCCACCUCCUAGAUAUAUACUGGAAGAAUGAGCAUCGGUUGAUGUGUACCUCUGAAGUUUGCACUGCUGCGGAGAGAGAUCGAUAUGAGAAAUCUAUAUACAAAGCUCAGAGGAAUGUAAUCCUGUGCAUUACAUCAAUUCUUCUUUACUGGUCUAUCAGCCGUAUUUGCAAAUAUCAGAAGGAUGUGGAGAGUAUGGAGGAAGUGGAGAAGAGAUACAAAUCCCAGUAGAUAUUUGUAGUCUAGUGAUAGUGUUUAUGGCCAUGCCAGGAUGAUGUACCAAAUUAUAUACUGUUCAUUCACCUCUAUAUUUCCAAAUUCCAAUCUUUAUUAUGCAGUUUGGGAUGGAUUUUUGACUUCUAUGUUGUUUGAUGGUUUUUAGCCUAUAUUUUAAUGUUAAGAGUGUGUUUGGUUUCGGUAGGAAAA
This is a messenger RNA of Vigna radiata var. radiata (mung bean), 694 nucleotides long. RefSeq lists its product as uncharacterized. Gene Ontology annotation, biological process: endoplasmic reticulum to Golgi vesicle-mediated transport; intracellular protein transport. The coding region runs from base 110 to 499 and encodes 129 amino acids. The transcript has 4 exons. The record is from RefSeq and is a predicted model, not a curated record. Gene Ontology annotation, cellular component: endoplasmic reticulum; endoplasmic reticulum membrane. Lineage: Eukaryota; Viridiplantae; Streptophyta; Magnoliopsida; Fabales; Fabaceae.